Molecule: messenger RNA, 372 nt
Organism: Brenthis ino (lesser marbled fritillary)
Lineage: Eukaryota; Metazoa; Arthropoda; Insecta; Lepidoptera; Nymphalidae
Source: the annotation of a GenBank genome assembly
AUGGCCCCGAGUUCCUGGCGUCCCUUAGAUGGGACAGGGGUGCUAAGAAUCCCCAGGUGGAAAAAGCAACAAAUGAAGAUAGGAACGUGGAAUGUCAGAAGUUUGAAGAGUCCCGAAAAGGCCUAUAAUGUCUGCAAAGAAAUGCAACGAAUGAAGAUUAACAUCAUGGGACUAAGUGAUAUCAGAUGGAUAGGCAAAGGUAAACAUCAAAUAGAUGAUAACUUCACCAUGUAUUACUCUGAUUCUGACGAUAGCUCCAACAAACUUAAACAACUAAAGAAGAGAACAGAGCACCACGCAACAGACGUGAGGAAACUUAAAGAGCUUAACAUCCGAGAUAUAGUGGCGAAAGAAAUAAAUGAGUGGGCGCAG